Molecule: messenger RNA, 996 nt
Organism: Condylura cristata (star-nosed mole)
Lineage: Eukaryota; Metazoa; Chordata; Mammalia; Eulipotyphla; Talpidae
Gene: GPR82
Product: G protein-coupled receptor 82
Exons: 1
Coding region: 1-996 (331 amino acids)
Biological process (GO): G protein-coupled receptor signaling pathway
Cellular component (GO): membrane
Molecular function (GO): G protein-coupled receptor activity
Source: RefSeq, a predicted model, not a curated record
AUGAAUAACAGCUCAGCAUGUUCUCAGCUGCAGCCAUCCACGGUCUCUUCUGUGGCUUUACCAAUCAUUUAUAUUUUACUUUGUAUCAUUGGUCUCUUUGGCAAUUCACUCUCUCAAUGGGUAUUUUUAACAAAAAUAGGUAAGAAAACAUCGACACAUAUCUACCUAACACAUCUUGUGACUGCAAACCUCAUUGUGUGCAGUAGUAUGCCUUUCAUGGGUCUCUAUUUCUGGAAAGGUUUUAAAUGGGAUUAUGGUCCUAAAGCAUGUGGCUUGGUCAAUUUUCUAGGAACUUUAUCCAUGCAUGUAAGUAUGUUUGUCAGUCUCUUAGUUUUAAGUUGGAUUGCCAUUAGCCGCUAUGCUACUUUAAUGAAAAAGGAUUCUGUCCAAGAGAUCACCUCGUGUUAUGAGAAAAUAUUUUAUGGCCAUUUACUGAAAAGAUUUCGUCAGCCCAAUUUUGCUAGAAAACUGUGUUUUUACAUAUGGGGAGUUGUACUGGGCCUAAUUUUUCCAGUUAUCAUAUACUACUCAGUUGUAGAGGCUAUGAAAGUAGAAGACAAGAACUGCUAUACCAAGCAGAUAGAAGUAGGAGGCAAGUUCUCUCAGAUUGCAGGCCUCAUUGGAACUACAUUUAUGGGGUUUUCAUUUUUAAUAGUAUUAAUAUCAUACUACUCUUUUGUUAGCCAUCUGAGAAAAAUUAGAACCUGUACAUCCAUUAUGGAAAAAGAUUUGACUUACCGUUCUGUGAGGAGGCAUCUUUUGGUCAUCCAGAUUCUACUAAUAGUGUGCUUUCUUCCAUAUAGCAUUUUUAAACCAAUUUUUUAUGUUCUAAAUCACACAGAAGACUGUGAGCAAUUGAAUUAUUUAGUAGAAAUAAAAAACAUCCUCACCUGUCUUGCAUCAGCCAGAAGUAGCACAGACCCCAUUAUAUUUCUUCUUUUAGAUAAAACAUUCAAGAAGACACUAUAUAAUCUCUUUAUAAAAUCCUAUGGUUGA